AUGUCAUUCGGUGGAUUCGGCAGUUCUAGUGCGCCUACAAGCGGUGGCUUUGGAAGCUUUGGAUCAGGUGGUACCAGCAGUGGCUUUGGAAGUUCCGCGGCUGCUUCUCCAUUCGGUAGUGGCGCAGCUACCGGUGGUUUUGGCUCAGGGACGUCAACGUUUGGUGCAGGAGCUGCUAAGCCAACAUUUGGUGGCUUUGGAGCUGCUACACCGACGACAGGAGGUGGUUUUGGUGCUCCACAGACGACGACGACAGGUUUUGGUGGGUUUGGAGCGGCGGCAAAUCCUGCAACGACGACAGGUUUUGGAACUACGUCAUCAUUUGGUGGUGGAACAGCCACUGGCGGCUUUGGAUCUUCCAAUACAUCGGCAUUUGGAGCUAGUACUCCAUUUGGUGCCAAACCAAGUACAAGUCCCAGUCCAUUUGGAUCUACAGGUGCAUUUGGUGGCAACACUGGAACAACGAGCGCUUUUGGAGGAGGAGGAAGUCGUGGUGGUGGUACAACGGGUGGAUUUGGUACACCAACGCCUGCUAGUGGCGGUAUAUUUGGCAACACGACAUCGAGUGGAUUUGGUGCACCUGCAGCCAAGAGUCCGUUCGGGACAACGUCGACGACCACCCCGACGGGAGGAUUUGGUGCGCAGACGACGGGUACAACGGGUUUUGGAGGCUUUGGCUCACAAUCUACAACCGUUGCGGCUCCAGUGGGACAAGUACAGGUUGGCACUGGCCAACCACCUUAUCAACCUACACGUGAGAUGGAGCCUUCAGGAACAGGCGGCACGGCCAACUACAUUUCGAUCUCACGCAUGCCAGCAUAUGCACACAAGUCAACCGAGGAGCUGCGUUAUGAAGACUACUUGAAGCGCACAAACCCAGCCGCUGCACAGGCAGCAGCUACGCAAAAUGCACCAGCGCCUGCUGCGACGUCAGGUGGAUCGAGUGCGUUUGGAGGUUUUGGCGCGCAACCAACUACAAGCUCGGCUUUUGGCGCUACAGGAGGCUUUGGCACGGGCCAGCCAUCGGCAUUUGGCGCACCAGCUACUGGUGGAGGUUUUGGAUCAUCUGCUUUUGGCUCGGGUACAUCAGCUUCGACGACUGGCGGGUUUGGUGGCUUUGGAAUGCAGCCUGCUGCCCCGGCUACAAAUAGCGGUAUGUUUGGAAAUACUGCUGCUCGUCCUACUACGGGUGCGUUUGGUGCACCAUCCACAAGCAGCGCGUUUGGUGCUGCACCCGGUGCUACCUCAGCUUUUGGAACCUCUGCCACGGGUGGCGGUUUUGGAGCAUCAACAGGUGGAUUCGGAAGCAGCUUUGGUGCAACACCGGUAGCACAGCCUCAGAAUAGUGCCUUUGGUGGCUUUGGUGCAGCUACCCCAGCAGCAUCUACGGGCUUUGGUGCCUCAGGGUUUGGCAAACCCGCGGCAUCUCCGGGAUUUGGAGGCUUUGGAGCCACGACAACACCUGCAGCAACACCGGGUACGGGUGGAUUUGGCUUUGGAGCUACACAACCACAAGCAAAUGCGACUUCAUCUCUUUUUGGCGGAUCCGGAGCAGCAGCACCCGCUUCUACGGGCUUCUCGUUCGGUGCCUCCGCCCCGACGCCUGCAGCAUCUGGAGGUUUUGGUUUUAAUUCUCUUGGGGGUACUGGUUCAUUUGGAAGUACAACUGGGAGUGCAUUUGGAGCUGCCACUGCACCCGGUGCUUUUGGCACCACACCUGGGCAGACCGUUCAAGGCACUACUUCUCCCUUUGGAUCUUCUGUUCCAGCUGCUGGGUCAACUGGUGGUUUCGGUUUUGGGAACGCGCCGUCUACCACACCUGGUUCGACAACGAACUUGUUUGGGGCGGCUAAGCCUGCAGCGACCGGUCUUUUUGGCUCGACGGCGAGUGGUUCGAACACGGGACUUUUUGGAGGUGGUACAAAUACGGGUGGAUCGUCUUUCUUUGGUGCACCCGCUGCUACAAACACUGGAACGACUGGGUUUGGUUUUGGCGGCAAUGGUGGUGGAUUUGGAAGUAAUAGUACUGGUGGAUUUGGUGGCUUUGGCACCACUGCUACUCCGGCUACUCAGACAGGAGGAUUUGGCACAACAGGCAGUUUGUUUGGGCAGCCACAACAGCAAACACAGGUAACUGUCGCGCAGCCACCCAAUUUGGUAGCAGCUCCCGAUGUCAAUCCGUACGGUACGGGGUCGUAUGGUGCCGGGCUGGUUGAGCAGAAUGUGAAGGCUGCAUUGGAUCUUCAAACGAUUAAGACGGGUUCUAGUGCGUCUUCUCGUUUGAUCACCUACGCGGAUGACGUGGGGCUUCCGAGGGGUCCAUUGGAUCCACCUCUGGUGACUCGGCGCCAAUCAAUGAGUAGCCGUCAUGCCAUUCCGGUUUCGUUCAUCCGUGGCUCAUUCAAGGGUUCUAAGAGUCGAUUCUCUACUUUUUCCGCCCCAGCACGUUCAACCGGUCUUUCCAGUGGCCCUCGACUUGUGGUAGGUGGCGAUGGUGAUGCUACAAAGGACGAAUUCAAGUUUACGUCAUCUCUGUUCCGCAACUCAGUGACAAAGAGGCUGGUGAUUGACAAAGCAGAGCAAAGCUCUGCUCGAGGUAGCCACGGAAGUUCGCAUGUGUCUGUUGUGCCAAUAUCUGAUAAUGACGGCGUUGAUGUUUAUAAAAUCGGAAACAGUCGCAGUCGGUUGUUGAAGGCUGACGAUGACGGCAAGUAUAGCGUCAGUUUUUGCAAUCAAACGAACAAGAAAGUGUUUUCAUUGCGUCUUUAUCCGACUCAGACGGUCAAGCAAGCCAGAAAUGAAGUAAAGCUGUUGCUUCGUGAGAGUAGCGCGUCGACGUCAUCCUCAAUCGUCGAUAUUGAGUUGGUUUUGAAGGGGCGGAUUUUACACGAUAAUAGUACUAUUGAAGAGCUGCAGUUGCAGGAAGGGGACUCUGUCGGCGUUGUUGUGAUCGAAAACCGUGCAGACGAUAGAAAGCAUGACGAUCAGAGCGCUUCACUUGCUUCGUUGACCAAGAUGCCUGAAGCACAGCCUAGUGACGAGACGGUACCUCCCAAGCGCUUUAUGACCUAUGACGAGUACUUGGCCUCUGCUAGUCGAGACGAGGCUGAUUUGUUUAAAAAUACUGAAGCGAACGACAGCAGUCGUUCUUCUCCUGCCUCAUCGUCGUGUCCGACGCUAAAGAACAAUGAUUAUUAUACCAUUCCGCCGUAUGAGCGUCUGCAGGUUAUGACCGACCAAGAGUUGUCGGAAGUGGAUAAGUUCACUGUUGGUUGUCAUGGCUUGGGUGCUGUGGAGUGGAUAGGUAAGACAGAUGUGCGCAAUCUUGACCUUGACGAGUUGGUGGUUUUUGAGAAGAAGGAAGUGAUUGUAUACAAGGAUGAUGCGAAGAAACAUGAACUUGGUAAAGGUCUUAAUAAGCCUGCUAUUGUCGAACUUCUGGGCAUUUUCCCACCGCGUAAGUUGGCCUCUCCCGAGAAUUACAAGGAGCGUGUAAAGCAGCGUACGCAAGAUAUUGGUGCUACCUUCCUUGACUACUCCAUUGACAAGGGUAUUUGGCGGUUUCGAGUUGAACAUUUCAGUCGAUACGCUUUUGAGGAUGACGAGGAUGAUGAUGACGACGAUAUUGUUAUGGAUGGUCCCAAUGAAGCAGCAGAUGCACAGAGCAAGGAAUUGCACAUCGAUGAAUUGUCACAAAAGUCGAGAAUGACUCGUCGGUCUAUGGUCAGUCGAGUUAAGGUACCGUUUUCUGCUGAUCGCAGUGGGCUAUAUCGUCAGUCGGGUAUCUUUAGCGGUGAUGUGAAAAGCAGCAGUGAUGUCGCAUCAUUUGGGAGUCAUCGAACACCUGUUGCCGUUAGUGACGUUGAAAUGAAGACUGACUUGGAAAGUGUGACACCCGUGGCGAAUUUGCAUGUGGAUUUUAAUGUUGCCGAAGACGUUGUGACGACGAAGAGCGACCAACUUCCAACGAGUGAAGUAUUUCCGGUCACUCCGUACACUUUGAAACCUCUCGGCGUCGAUAAUGCUGAUCGUUGGUCCGUUAGAGGAAGAUCAGCGACGUAUCAAAUAAUGCUAGAAGCUUCUCAUCAGAAGCAUGCGCGAGUUGUGCGCAACUAUGUUGAUGGAGGUAUGUUCAUGGCUCGCUCGUUUCGAUGCUCGUGGGGUCCAAAUGGCGAGUUGGUAAAUCUGGGAAAGCUGACUUCGCGUCCGGAGAACUAUUCGGAUGUACAAAGUUGCGGCCGUCGUGUUUGCAUUGAGUUUCCCCUCCGUCUUGCUGCAGACCGGAAGCAGGAUCUUUACGAGGGGCUGCAGUUGCACUACGAUCUCACCUCGCAGAGUAAAAGCCCCAACGAUUUUGUUGAUCGAGAAGAAUUUGAUGUUCCUACCCAGUAUGCGCUUCCUGUGCAUGAUGCGCUAAUGAAUUGUUUGCACAGGUAUGUUACCCAUGCUGAAAGUCGGAUUCAAAAGACACCUAACGGCUCCUUUGAGAAGCUUAAUUUGCUUGUUUGGAAGUUAAUACAAGCUUUGUGGGGCCAAGAACAUGGUGCCAAGAUGGGCGAUCAACCUAGUUCUGCGUUCUGCCCUCUCAUAUCGCGGGAUGACCCUAGUGAAGUGGAGACUCUGGACACGUUCCAAACUAUAGAACUGCGCAGAGAAGCUAUAUCUCAGUGGUUUGAGGAUGCGUUGAACGAUGGAGAGGCCACAACCUUAUUUGACGGUACUCCUCCUACCCCUGAAGGCGUCCUUCGCUUGUUGUGUCAGCACCGAAUUGGAGAAGCAGCGGAUAUGGCUACGGACUGCGGCAACUUGCGCCUGGCAACGAUUAUUGCGCAGGCGGCGUCCUACGAAUGUGCUGGUUUUCGAAGUCUGAUGGAGACACAAAUGGCACAGUGGUAUGAUAAUGGAUCGCUGGAGUUCAUGGACAAAACUUUGGUUCUCGUCUACAGUGUGUUGUCAGGGAAUGUCGAGGCGCUGUCUGCUCACAAGAGGGCGAGCAUGUCAUGGAUUGAGUGUCUUGCGCUAUUUUUGUGGUACAAACGUGGCCCUGCGUCGUCGUUGAAGUCAGCAAUGGCGCUUUACAAGGAUGCGGUCAGUAAGCAUCAGGCUUCUCCUUCACUUUCACAGUUUGCAGCUGCAGGCACUGAUAAAGACGAUGUUUUGAUGGAGCUGAUGAAGCUUUACAUUGAAGAUGUAGCUUCACUCUGCAAAGUGUUAUCACCUAGUGGCUUUAUGACGCAAGAUUUAUACCAUUUGGACUACGAGCUGUCGUGGCACCUGCACAGCGUUCUACGUGCUAUUGGCUACAAGCUUGAUCGCCAGUGGGAAUCACACAUUCACCAGAACUUUAUUUGCCAGCUUGAGGGGUAUGGUCUUUGGGAAGACGCAUUAUAUGUUGCACUUAACAUAUCUGAUGCUAUUGAGCGUGAAAAUACAUGCCGCGAGCUGCUUUUUCGCCGCGCAGAUGCUUUGGCUUUGAACUCGUCUAUACGGGAAGAUCUUUGUGAGCGUCUGAAUCUACCUGCUGAAUGGAUUAGCGAGGCACUGGCGGUGAGGGCCAUUGUCAAGCAGGAGCACCACGAAGAAUUUGCUUACUGGAUAUCUGCUCGACACUACGAAGAAGCUCAUGCGUGCUUGAUUUCGCACAUAGCGAUGCGCUAUAUGUUUGCCAGUGAGAAGGACGCUUUGAUGCAGCUGCUGCUGGAGCUAGAGCCUAUGUCAGUCUAUAUUCCGUUAUGGAAGAGCUGUGAGAAGGUGGAUACUAUUGGAGGCGGACUGUUGUUGGAGUAUCUUCGCCUUGAGCAGCAAAAGGGACUGGAAGUUGGCCAUGAAGACCAGUUUCUCCAACGCAUUAUGCUGCUUUCUCAGCAGCUUUCUAGCGCCCAAGACGCGUCGGCGAAGGAUGGGGGCAAGAAGCGCGGGAAAGACGUGCUGGUAGCGCAAACUUGUGUGUCAUCAAUGAUUGUGUCAUUGGCUACGCAAGCUGUGCAAAUGCGCUCGCUUCUGUCGUAUACGCAAGAACGUGAGCUGAUGGAUGCUUCUUCGAUGUCGGCACCCCUUGAACUGGAGCCCGAAUUUUUACUCGGGCUUUCCCGUUUGGUGACUGGGCGUGAGACUAGCUUUGUGGAGUCCUAUCGGACGAGUCAAUUGAUGCAUCUGUGCACUACUUUCAUUGAUUGGCGAGCUUAA
This is a messenger RNA of Peronospora belbahrii, 6186 nucleotides long. The record is from the annotation of a GenBank genome assembly. NCBI's taxonomy places the organism in Eukaryota, Oomycota, Peronosporomycetes, Peronosporales, Peronosporaceae.